AUGGAAGGAAAGUUGGAUAAUGCUGACAAGAUUAAUGAUGAUGACGAUUACGGUUUCGAAGAUUAUGCCGGUGAAGGGAUUCCAAUCAUUAAACUGAUCCCAGCAGCAUGUGAAGCUAAUUUAACUCACAGCGAUCGUCCGAUUUCUGCACUCAAGUUUGAACCGAAUGGACAACGCUUCGGUUCAGGAGGUAUGGACUAUCAACUCAAAAUUUUUGAUUUUCAAAAAAUGGAUAUGAGCUUGAGAUCUGAUAAAGAACUCACACCUGCUGAAUGUCAUGUCAUCAAUUCUAUCACAUUUUCUGCUAAUGGGGAGAAUUGUCUGAUUUGCAGUGGAGAAGCAAUGGUUAAGCUGAUAGACCGCACGGGAAAGCAAUGGGCAGAAACUGUGAAAGGAGAUCAGUAUCUUGUUGAUGUUAAGAAUACCAAGGGGCACACUGCUGCUGUAAAUUGCGGUGUGUGGAACCCCAUAGUGAAGAAUGAGUUCUUGACUUGCAGUGACGAUGGAACUGUUCGAUUCUGGAACUUGGAUGAGUAUAAAGUCAUCACAAAGUGUUUCAAUAAGCAUUUAAAAAUCAUAAAAGUUAAAAACGCUGGAGGGAAGAGAGCAAUGCCUCAAACCUGCUGCUAUGCCCCUGACGGUAAAAUGGUGGCUGCUGGCUGUGACGAUGGUUCCAUACAAGCGUGGAAAUAUGGAAGUCUCUAUGUCAAUCCUAACUAUCUUGUUCGUAAUGCCCACAAAGGUCCUAUAACCUCUAUUGCAUUCUCACAUGACUCUCAGAGGAUUGUAACAAGGGGUUUGGAUGAUUCAAUGAAAAUUUGGUCCAUCAAAGAUUGUAAGAAACCUCUGCAUGAGAUUUUUGAAUUAGAAAAUGCUUGGAAAAGUACUGACUGUGGAUUUUCUCCCCGUGGUGAGUUGAUAUACACUGGUACCUCGUCUCCUAGUCGCAACAUUCCUGGCUAUCUAUUGUUCUAUAAUGCCGAAACUUAUGAUCUCGUGUACAGAAUUGAUUACCCUGGAGUUUCCGUCCAUCGAAUCGACUGGCAUCCUAAGAUGAAUCAAAUACUCGUAGGUUUCAGUGAUGGAAGUAUCAAGAUAUAUUAUGAUCAAGAAAUGUCAGAGAAAGGAAUCCUUGGAUGUGUUAGCAAACCAAUCAAGAGAAGCAGAGCUGAUGAAGUUGUUCGCGAAGAAAUGGUCUUAUCACCCCUUACUCUCGAAAUGUUUCAACCUCGUGGAGAAGAGGGAGAAGAGAAAGAGGUCUCUGGUUGGAGACUUCGGAAAUAUUUACGUAUGCGGGAUAACCAAAUUCGUCCUGAGUUCCGAAAACCAGCGGAUGUGCCUAUGGAUGGUCCCAGUGCGAAUGGAAGAGUCGCUGCCUCCGGAUCGACGCUUCAUUCAUACUUGGCUCGUCAAAUUGGUACACAACGUAACAAAGAGUUCCUGCAAGAUACAGAUGUCCGUGCUAGUAUUCUUCGGCAUGCUGAUGAGGCAGCUAAGAAUCCUCUCUACAUAGAUAAAGCUUAUCGAAAGAAUCAGCCUAAACCCAUUUUCCAAGAAAAAACUACGGCUCCUGAAGAAGAUGAAGAAGAGAAAGAGCUUCAACCUGUCUUCAAAAUGCCUCGUCAUAGAUGA
Auanema sp. JU1783 is the source of this 1632-nucleotide messenger RNA. The record is from the annotation of a GenBank genome assembly. Lineage: Eukaryota; Metazoa; Nematoda; Chromadorea; Rhabditida; Rhabditidae.